GAGGUCAGCCGCUGUCCAGGGUCAGCCCUGAGGUCCCCAUGCCCAGAGGUGGGUUCCAGUAGAUCAGGGGUCCCUUUAGAUCUCCCAGCGCCUGAGACAUGGAGACCUGGGAGGGACUGCCCCAUGAGUCCUUGGUGCCCACAAAUUCCAAGGCCCCUCAGGUACCAGAGCGUGUGUCCCAGUGGAGCAGGUGAGGGAGACAGGGACAGAGAGAGAGACAGAAAGCCACCUUGCAUGAAGCGGGAGUGGGUGGAGCCCCACCCCUGGAACUUCCUCUUUCAGGGUUCUUCCUUUCUCUCUCAGCUCUCCGUCUCUCUUUCUCUCUCAGCCUCUGUCUUUCUCCCUGUCUCCCCCACUGUCAGCACCUCUUCUGUGUGGUGAGUGGACCGCUUACCCCACUAGGUGAAGAUGUCAGCCCAGGAGAGCUGCCUCAGCCUCAUCAAGUACUUCCUCUUCGUUUUCAACCUCUUCUUCUUCGUGAGUUGCCUCAUGGCUACCCAGUCGGAGCCCAGCCCCUGCCGCUAACCCAGCCCUCAUCUUCCCCCGUGGCCUACCCCCGUAUCCGCAUCUCCUCUCCCCAGGUCCUCGGCAGCCUGAUCUUCUGCUUCGGUAUCUGGAUCCUCAUCGACAAGACCAGCUUCGUGUCCUUUGCUUGGCCUUCGUGCCUCUGCAGAUCUGGUCCAAAGUCCUGGCCAUCUCGGGAAUCUUCACCAUGGGCAUCGCCCUCCUGGGUUGUGUGGGGGCCCUCAAGGAGCUCCGCUGCCUCCUGGGCCUGUAUUUUGGGAUGCUGCUGCUCCUGUUUGCCACACAGAUCACCCUGGGAAUCCUCAUCUCCACUCAGCGGGCCCAGCUGGAGCGAAGCUUGCAGGACGUCGUAGACAAAACCAUCCAAAAGUACGGCACCAACCCCGAGGAGACCGCGGCCGAGGAGAGCUGGGACUAUGUGCAGUUCCAGCUGCGCUGCUGCGGCUGGCACUCCCCGCAGGACUGGUUCCAAGUCCACAUCCUGAGAGGUAACGGGUCGGAGGCGCAGCGCGUGCCCUGCUCCUGCUACAACUUGUCGGCGACCAACGACUCCACAAUCCUAGAUAAGGUGAUCUUGCCCCAGCUCAGCAGGCUUGGACAGCUGGCGCGGUCCAGACACAGUACAGACAUCUGCGCGGUCCCUGCAAAGAGCCACAUCUACCGCGAGGGCUGCGCGCAGAGCCUCCAGAAGUGGCUGCACAACAACCUUAUUUCCAUAGUGGGCAUUUGCCUGGGCGUCGGCCUACUCGAGCUCGGGUUCAUGACGCUCUCGAUAUUCCUGUGCAGAAACCUGGACCACGUCUACAACCGGCUCGCUCGAUACCGCUAGGCCCCGCCCUCCCCAAAGUCCCGCCCCGCCCCC
Gorilla gorilla gorilla (western lowland gorilla) is the source of this 1387-nucleotide messenger RNA. RefSeq names its product CD37 molecule (gene CD37). The coding region runs from base 713 to 1354 and encodes 213 amino acids. The record is from RefSeq and is a predicted model, not a curated record. Gene Ontology annotation, cellular component: plasma membrane. The transcript is spliced from 7 exons. NCBI's taxonomy places the organism in Eukaryota, Metazoa, Chordata, Mammalia, Primates, Hominidae.